Messenger RNA from Plectropomus leopardus (leopard coralgrouper), 769 nucleotides. The record is from RefSeq and is a predicted model, not a curated record. NCBI's taxonomy places the organism in Eukaryota, Metazoa, Chordata, Actinopteri, Perciformes, Serranidae.
AUGUCAGGACCAAGGCCCCUGGUGCUGAGUGGCCCCUCUGGAGCAGGGAAGAGCACUCUGAUGAAGAAGUUGAUGAAGGAUCAUGAGGGCAUCUUUGGAUUCAGCGUGUCACACACAACAAGAAACCCUCGACCAGGAGAGGAGGAUGGAAAAGGCCUGAACAAGCUCCCCAUGCUUCUGGGGGCUACUUUACUGCCCGUAGCAGCCGUCUUAUCCUCUGAAGACUUAGAAAAGUCAGCCUCAUUAUCGUGUCCAAAUGAAUCAGAAACCACAGAUAAAGACUACCACUACACGACGAGAGAGGCCAUGCAGGAGGCAAUUGACAACGGAGAGUUCAUCGAAAACGCUGAGUUUUCUGGCAACAUGUAUGGAACAAGUAAAGCUGCCAUCGAAGACGUGCUGGCCAAGAACCUAAUCUGCAUCUUAGAUGUGGACAUCCAGGGAGUGAAGAGGAUUAAAGAGACUGACCUAAACCCCAUCUACAUCUCCAUCCAGCCUCCCUCCAUGGAGAUCCUGGAAAAACGUCUGAGGGACAGACAGACAGAAACAGAGGAGAGUUUACAGAAACGGCUGGAGGCGGCACGCAUGGAUAUGGAGCUCAGCAACGAGCCCGGAGUGUUUGAUGUUGUUAUCAUCAAUGAUGACUUAGAGAGGGCUUACGAGGAGCUGAAAGACAUCCUCAGCGAUGAAAUCCAAAAAGUCAAGGAGGCCAAAUCAUAAGAAGCAAACAGCCUUUCUGCUGCUGGACAGAAGCGCCAACACACCCUGC